GCUGCAGACACAUAAGGGCACAGGGGGAUCAUGUCUGUGGCCUUUGCUUCAGCCAGACCUAGAGGGAAAGGAGAGGUUACCCAACAAACUAUCCAGAAGAUGCUUGAUGAAAAUCACCAUUUGAUACAGUGUAUCAUGGAUUACCAGAGCAAGGGAAAGACAGCAGAGUGCACUCAAUAUCAGCAGAUUCUGCACAGGAACCUGGUAUAUUUGGCUACAAUAGCAGAUUCUAACCAGAACAUGCAGUCUCUGCUCCCUGCACCGCCGACUCAGAACAUGAAUCUAGGCCCAGGAGGAAUGAACCAGACUGGUCCAAGCCAGACUCUACACUCCCAAGGCAGUUUGAGUGACGCUUUAGGGGCCAGCCUGCCUCCCACGUCCCUCAUGCAGAGCCAGAUCAGUAAUGGGCCCAAUCAUGUGGCUAUGCAGCAGUCUGGACAAACUACAAUGCCUACCACUUCCAUGAGUAUGGCAGUGAGCUCCCAUGGCACAGCCCCAGGAUACAGCCACGCAGUGCCAAGCUCCCAGAACAUGCCAAUGCAAAGCCAGGGAAGCAUUGGCAACUAUGUAUCCAGAGCAAACAUGAAUAUGUCAUCCAACCCAGUGUCCAUGAUGCACCAGCAAGCGGCUAGUUCCCAUUACACUUCAGCACAGGGAGGUGGAGGACAACAUUACCAAGGACAGACAUCCAUUCCCAUGAUGAGUCAGAGCAACCAAGGCAGCAGUAUGAUGGGCCAGAGACCGCUGGGGCCGUACAGACCAUCACAGCAAAGCUCUUCCCAGCAGUACCUGGGUCAGGAGGAGUAUUACAGUGAGCAGUACGCACACAGCCAGGGCUCUUCAGAACCAAUGUCACAGCAGUAUUACACUGAUGGCCACAGUGAGUACUCUUACCAGCAGUCGUCCUAUGGAGAACAAAGUUAUGAUAGGACAUUUGAGGACUCCUCUCAGCAUUACUAUGAAGGAGGGAACACACAGUACAGCCAGCAACAAACAGGAUACCAGCAAGGAACAGGGCAGCAGCAAGCUUACUCGCAGCAACAGUACCCCAACCAGCAGAACUACCCGGGACAACAGCAGGGAUAUGUUCCCUCACAAGGUGCCUCCUCUCAGUAUUCCACUUACCAGCAAGGUCAGAGCCAGCAGUACAGUACCUACAGGGCACCACAGUCUGCAACUUCUGCCCAGCAACAGAGACCCUACGGCUAUGAGCAGGGCCAGUAUGGAAACUACCAGCAGUAAUUCAGCAACGUGACCAUCUGAAUUCUUCCAUAGCAGUGCCCUGGGCAAGGCUUGCAGGACUGUGUUUGUUUCUUAUGUCUGUCCUGUCCCUGGACCGAGGAAGAAGAGGGAGAAACCACACAAGAAUGAUCACAAUUUAAACCUUGAAUAGGACUGGUUGUAUAUGUGUGGUGCUGCUCGUGCAACAUUCAAGCAGUUGUCAGGAAGAGUACCUGGUUUUGGGGAGCCCAUAGACUGAUACAUUGUGCCCCUACAGUUCUUUUCAUUGCCAUUUGUGAUGUUUUAAUGUGGCAGAUUAUAGAUAGUCCAACUCCGCAGAAGCACAGCAGUUUUGACCACAACAUAA
Bombina bombina (fire-bellied toad) is the source of this 1588-nucleotide messenger RNA. RefSeq names its product SS18L1 subunit of BAF chromatin remodeling complex (gene SS18L1). NCBI's taxonomy places the organism in Eukaryota, Metazoa, Chordata, Amphibia, Anura, Bombinatoridae. The record is from RefSeq and is a predicted model, not a curated record. The coding region runs from base 31 to 1242 and encodes 403 amino acids. Gene Ontology annotation, molecular function: transcription coactivator activity. Gene Ontology annotation, cellular component: nucleus. The transcript has 11 exons. Gene Ontology annotation, biological process: positive regulation of transcription by RNA polymerase II; positive regulation of dendrite morphogenesis.